UUAGCAAACGAAAGAAACUUGUCAAUGAAAUUUCAUCGAAACAUCAUACGAAGAAUACAUGAUAAAUUCUGUCUUUAUAAGUCAAAUGAAAUUAUUUGCAAUCUACAUGUUAAGAACUUAAACAUUAAAAAAAACGUUAGUGAAAUAUAUUGGAAAGCAAACAAAAUAAAGUUAACAUUAUAGCUCAAAAUGGACACAGCAACAGCAACAACAACAGCAGCAGAAAAGAGAAGCUUUAAAGUAACCAAUAGUAAUCAAUUCCAAGUGCUAAUAAGUUUAAUGGAAUCAAAUGAAAAAUUGGCAAAAUGUUUGCCGGCCAGUGGUGCCAGAGAAAGACUUUUACUGGAAGAGGCCUGGAAUAAUGUGGCACGUGAAGUUAAUUCUUAUGGACCACCUGAAAGAACAGGAUUCGAAUGGAAAAAAAUCUGGGCUGAUUUCAAAUCCCGCACCAAGAGAAAAGUCUACGAAAAUAAAAAACAUUCAAAUGGCGUGAAAGGCUUCUCUCGUAUACCUUUAACGGACCUAGAGCAAACUGUAGAUAGAAUAUUACAAUUUUCAGCAAUGCCUUUGCCGGAUGAGUUGCCAGUUGAUGAAUUUGAUGUGGCCUUUGAUGAUUUGAUUAAUUCCUAUGAAGUUAAAAUGGAAACAGAGGCUACCGCUUCAACUUCUCAACAAACGCAACCAAAAACGAGUGCAAAGAAAACAAAAGUAACUAAAAAAUCGAAAGCAUCAUCUCAAACUCCAGUAUUGGGUAAAAGAAAAUUCGAUAAAAUGGAAUUACAAUUUAGAUUAUUACAGCAACAGGUGCAAACCCAAGAUAAAAUAUUUAAGGUAAUGCGAAUGCAAGCGGCAGCCACAAAAGCCAUGGCAGAGGCCACAAAUAGACAGGCUCAAGCUUUAGCUACCAUUGCAGAUUCGACACAAGCAAUUGCGAAAUCAGUGGAAGAGGCUUUGAAAUAUUUAAAAAAGGAUUGAAUUGUUGGGAGAAAUUUAAGUAUUUAAUAACUGUUUUUUUAAUACCAUAUUGGUAUUUCGAUCCGACUCUCCGUCACAUAAACAACAACUUACAAAAACGUAGGUACGAUCGUAACGCACAAUACACACAUUCGUAAAGCAUUGAAACGAAAUGGAAUUGCUUCUUCUUUUUCUUACGAUUCAGUUUUUUGUUGGAACAUCUUUUUUCGAUCGUUGCGUAACUGAAUUCGUAAACGUAAUCGAAAUGCAGAAUAGGGGCCAAUUAUAUUUCUGGGUCUUAAAAUUUAAGACUUAAAUCCAUCACUCAGUCCUGUCGCCAAAAUGAAAUUGUCAAAAGAACACUUACCACAAUUAGUAGAUUUCAGUUAACAUUUUCUAUUUAAUUAUUUGCUUAAUUUCUUUUUAUUUUGGUUUAAGUUUUUUUUUUUUUUCUACAGAACAUUUUAUGUGUAUUUUUGUUCGAU
This is a messenger RNA of Lucilia cuprina (Australian sheep blowfly), 1439 nucleotides long. RefSeq lists its product as uncharacterized. The transcript is spliced from 3 exons. NCBI's taxonomy places the organism in Eukaryota, Metazoa, Arthropoda, Insecta, Diptera, Calliphoridae. The record is from RefSeq and is a predicted model, not a curated record. Bases 190 to 975 code for a protein of 261 amino acids. Gene Ontology annotation, cellular component: nucleus.